GCACCUCCGCGGGGUGGAUUUAAAAGGCUCAGGUGCUGCAGAGGGAAGCGCUGCUGCCUUCCGCGGGGCUGGCGGCUGAGCCGCUGACGGUCUCCUGCUGAGGGGCUGUCGCCUGAGGGUCGCCUGUGGCCGCUGGAGGCUGGUUUUGGAAACGCUGCGACCCCUGAGAAGCGCCGGGAGCCUGUCAUGAGAAAGGGAGGCGGACGUGCCAAGGAAAACGUCAGACAAGAGAGAAAAAGAAACUACAUCUGGAAAAGAUGGGUUGCAACUAUUUCUGGGCUUGAAAUACCCUAAUGAUCUUCUUGAAUGGAGGAAUUUUAAAUUUGAUACUCUGAACUCCAGGAAGACAACAGCUUCUUUGUGGUACACUGGACGAGAUGAAUCACACAAAUUUCACCUCGGAAGCCAAUAUGACUUUUGCAUCCAAAACAGUGACUGAAAACAUACUAAUCACCCUGACUCUGUCCAUAAUCACCAUCUUAACAAUGCUGCUGAAUUCUUCGGUCAUUUCAGCAAUUUGCACAACGAAAAAGCUCCACCAGCCGGCAAACUAUUUAAUAUGCUCCCUGGCUGUUACAGACUUACUUGUUGCCAUUUUGGUCAUGCCCUUGAGUAUUACAUACAUCAUAAUGGAAAAGUGGACUUUGGGCCAUUUCCUCUGUGAAAUUUGGCUGAGUAUCGACAUGACCUGCUGCACAUGCUCAAUACUUCACCUUUGUGUCAUUGCGCUUGAUAGAUACUGGGCAAUCACUGAUGCUAUUAAAUAUGCCCGGAAAAGAACUGCAAAGAGAGCUGUCGUCAUGAUCAUCAUUGUGUGGACUAUCUCAGUUUUCAUUUCCAUGCCUCCUUUGUUUUGGAGAAACCAGCACACUUACAGCAAUUCCACUGAUUGCCAGAUCCAACACAGCCAUGUUAUCUAUACCAUUUACUCUACAUUUGGAGCAUUUUACAUCCCUUUGACGCUCAUACUGAUUCUCUACUACAGAAUUUAUCAUGCUGCAAAGAGCCUUUACCAAAAACGUGGAUCAAGCCGGCACCUCAGCAGCAGGAGCACAGACAGCCAAAACUCUUUUGCCAGCUGCAAGCUCACGCAGACGUUCUGUGUGUCAGACUUCUCCACCUCUGAUCCCACCACAGAAUUUGACCGAAUGCACACUUCAGUGAGGACUCCCACCUCAGACAAUGACCUCGAUUUGGCGGAGGAUCGCCAACAGAUCUCCAGUGUACGAGAACGAAAGGCUGCACGCAUUCUUGGCCUAAUUUUAAGUGCAUUCAUUUUGUCUUGGUUGCCAUUUUUCAUUAAGGAGCUCAUAGUGGGUGUUGGAUUUUUUACUGUAUCUGCAGAACUGGCUCACUUCUUGACAUGGCUUGGUUAUGUGAAUUCUUUGAUAAAUCCUCUGCUGUACACUAGUUUCAAUGAAGAUUUUAAACUUGCGUUUAAAAAGCUCAUUAAGUGUUGGGAACACUCUUAAAACAGCUCUGGAAACUGAUAGUGUGACUUAUUGGCCUUAAAA
Sphaerodactylus townsendi is the source of this 1514-nucleotide messenger RNA. RefSeq names its product 5-hydroxytryptamine receptor 1E (gene HTR1E). The transcript is spliced from 2 exons. The record is from RefSeq and is a predicted model, not a curated record. NCBI's taxonomy places the organism in Eukaryota, Metazoa, Chordata, Lepidosauria, Squamata, Sphaerodactylidae. Gene Ontology annotation, molecular function: G protein-coupled serotonin receptor activity; neurotransmitter receptor activity. Gene Ontology annotation, biological process: G protein-coupled receptor signaling pathway, coupled to cyclic nucleotide second messenger; chemical synaptic transmission. Bases 378 to 1472 code for a protein of 364 amino acids. Gene Ontology annotation, cellular component: dendrite; membrane.